Menidia menidia (Atlantic silverside) is the source of this 3507-nucleotide messenger RNA. The record is from the annotation of a GenBank genome assembly. NCBI's taxonomy places the organism in Eukaryota, Metazoa, Chordata, Actinopteri, Atheriniformes, Atherinopsidae.
AUGGGGCUGGAUCGAAGCACGCUGAUACACGACGGCCUCCGUCUCCACGGUGGGGUCGUGUACCCUGGGAUCCGGACGCUGUCGGCAGAGAAGAGCCGAGACACACCUGGCCUCCCUCUCACUUACGGCAGGGACGGUCUCCCUGAGCUCAUUUUCAAGCCCGAUGGUCCUCUUGACAGUCGCAAGCCUGCAAAUGGAUACUUGGGCCUCUACAAGGGUACUCAUCCAAGUCUCCACAAGCCGGUGCUGGUUCCCGGAGCUGAUGGUUUAGGCUUGGAGCGCCGAGUGGGGCCGGGGGAAAAAGCCUCCGAACUCGGCCUGGCUGGUGGCGGGGCCAGCUACCUGAGAAUGCCGUGGCUCAGCCCUUACCCCGAAACGAACAUGUAUCCUUUCAUGGACACGUCCAAGUACGCGGCCCUGAACAUGUACAAGGCCUCCUUGCUCAGCCAGCCCAACCCGUAUCUCCCUCAGCAUCUGGCGUACCCGUCUCUUUGCGCGGCCCAGGGGGCGAGCGUCACCUCCGCCUCUGCUGCCGAGAGGCUCUAUUACAUGCCCCCCUACCCUCCCUCUCCCAUCUCUUCUCCCCUGGUGGCGCCUCCCAUGAGGAUUCCCGCCGUCACGGUCGCCCCCACAUCGUUGGUACACUGCCAAGACAAGGGACUUGGUGUGGCGCCUUCAUUUGCACAGCAGCUCCAUCAGCAGCACCAUCAGGCCGCCAUCGAGAGGGAGCGCUCCCCCAGCAGAAGCACUAGACCGAGCAGACCUCCCUCCAGGAAAGGCUCCAGCAACAACAAUAACGCCAGUAGUACCAGCACCAGUGGAAAUAACAACGGCGCGCCUGCUGAUAACUGUCACGCGUCCUCCCGCCUCCCCCAGCCCCCCCUCCACGACAAGGCGCUGGACUUGCAGAGGCCCGUGGCCCGGAUAGGGCAGCCGCCCACCUCCUCCUCGUCCUCGAUAUCCGCGUCCUCGGCGUCGACGCAGUCCAUUCCGCACCCCUUCUCUGUCAGCGGCAUGGCGUCGGAACAGCCUUCUCCGGCCCGGCCCAGCCCCCACAAAGCCAGGCCGAGGGACGGGGCCGCCGAGCACAGGGGUGCGGGGGCGGAAAAGGGACGCAGCAGGUCCCCUUCCAAAGUCAAUUUCGAGAGGCCGGCUCCGCCGUCCCAACCAACCAAAGACUCUGCAGAGAAGCCGCUGGAUCUGUCUGGGAGAAUGCUGGAGCUGGGACUGCCGGCCAACGGAUUUACGGUUAAGAUGGACGCUAUUGCGUCAGGUGCUCGUUAUGGACUUCCCCCCAGCCGGGAACUGCUAAAGGAAAAUCUAUCCCUCUCUCCCUCCUCGCAUCCUCAUUCUGUUGUCUGCAGCACUUCUUCAAAGGUCUCCGAGAGGCCAGAAAUGAUCAGCACUUUACACUCCUCCUGGGUUGUGCCAAGCCCGUCUCCUUCUCACACACAGCACACACUAGGCUUGCCGCCCUCUCCGAGGCCAAUGGCAGAGCUGGGCCUGUCGCAGGCCAAGGGUUCCUCCCCCUCCGUCAUUAAGAACAAGGGUUUAGAGCGGGUUCACCCCCAGCAACGGAGCUCGUCCUGUCCGAGGAUAGGAGAGCCUAAUCACAACGUUCCCUCCACGCAGCACUCGAGCUCCCCCCUGGUCAACUCCCGGACUCAUUCCCCCAAACCCAGUGGCGAAUGGGUCAAGCAUAGCCCCAGUCAGUCCGACCAUCACAGAGAGGCACCGGAGAAGUCCUCGCAGACCACUAAGAGAGGCGAGACGGCUCCAGAGGUGCCGUCCUACAAGAGACCAUGUUUGGAAAACGGCCACCCCCCUAGCCACCUCUACCUUCCUCAAAGUGAAGCUUACCUGAACCACAGUCUGGCUUACGCCAACCGAUACCUGCACUACCCCAUCCCCGAUGGCAUGGCACUACACUCGGUGCCGAUUUCAGGGAAGGGCCCCGUCUAUCCUCACCCAGUCCUGCUGGGCAACAGUAGCCUUUAUCCAACCCACCUGGCGGCAAAACACCCUUUAUCUUACCACAACCUCCCAGCCGGGGAAUACCUCACUUACAACUCGCAGGAGAUGGCCCAUCCCUUGAUGCAGACGCACCCUGACAACAAGUUGCCGGACAGGGCAGAGACGACACUGAAGCCUCGCGGCCAGGAGAAAUCCAGGGGCCCGGCGGAGGAUUGCGGGAGCCACCGGGAUCACGGCGCCGGCAAAGACACUGGCGAAAGCAACCAAACAAAGGCGGACAGAGAAGCAGGAGCUCAAGGACAGGGCGGGAGUCAAAGCAAAAACCAGUCUUCAGCCGUAGCGUCCAGAGAAAAGAUAGUCUGCAUCGACCUUGUGCACUCAGACACCGAUGUUGAGUCUAGUCCCACGGUCCACAGGCGGCCCUCCUCUGAGGCUAGCUGCAAGGCUAACCAAAGCGAAUGUCAUAGUAACCAAAAUCUGACAAAGGCUGACUACGAUCCAAAACACCAGCACCACCCCUAUUCCGUCCACGCCGGAGACUUGAAGUCCAGCCACGCCGACGGACACCCCGACGCCGCCUUUGGGAAAGCGGCGGCGCACCAGGAGUCCGCCUGUCCGCCCGGGGCGGCGUCCGGCGCCUCCCCGGCUUCUCCGGGGCAGCUGUCGCAAGGAGAGGACAGCUCGGACGAACAGAGCCCCGGCCCAGACCCCGACGAGGAGGACCAGAGCACCCUGCGCUGCGCCCGCACCUCGGGGGAGCGCAGCUCUGGUAAGGACAAGGGGGCCCGAGCGCCCAGCUCCUCUCCGGACCGCGCCGACUUGGCGGAGGAGUCCGAGCGGGAGAGGGCUUGCAAGCGGGAGAGCGAAAAGGAGGACAGCAUCGUGGAUCUCGGGGAGUCUCAAGGCGAAGGGGACGAGGAUGAAGAGGAGGGUGGUCAGGCCUCCUCCAAAAGCGCCCGCAGAUCCAGCCUGGCCAAGCGCAUUGCUAACUCCUCAGGCUACGUUGGCGACCGCUUUAAGUGCGUCACCACCGAGCUGUACGCUGACUCCAGCAAGCUGAGCCGCGAGCAGAGAGCGCUGCAGCGGGCAAUGAUGCGGUUCUCGGAGCUGGAGCUGAAGGAGAAGGAGGGCGGCGGCGGCGGUGGCGGCGGCGUUUGUGUGUCUGCCUCGGCAGCAGCAGCAGGACGGGAGCUGGCAGACGGCCAGCGCAGAGAGCGAGCGCUGGAGCCCUGCCAGCACACCACCAGGCAGGCGGAGAGGGAGGAGGUGCCCGAGGCGCAGACGCCUUCGAGCCCACGAGGAGGCCCGGAUCAAGACCGUGCCUGCUCAGACGCGGAGGGAGGGAGGGAGGGGGGAGGAGAGACGACUGCUGGCGCGGGGAAGAAAAGAGCCGGACCGGGGGUGGACACCGGACCGGGGGCCAACGCGUCUCUUGCGGGGGGAAGUGACCCGUGCGCUCCAGACCUCGUCGGAACAAAAAGCUUUGUGGAGCGCUUGGAGAGAGAGACAGAGAGAGGGAGGGAGAGCGCAUGA